AUGGCUCAUACGAGUACACGUACGAGUACUAGUAUAUUCAAGCUGCAGGAGUACUGCCUGAGAGCGAUGGGACACAGCCACGAGCCGGACAGCUCCGGCGGGUGGGCUUUGAGCCUCAAGCACGUUGUCUCCCUGCUCUUUGCAGCAUCAGCGCAGUACCCCCUGAUCCACAAUGUGGUGCACCACCGCAACGACAUGGAGCUGGCCACGGCCGGCCUGAGUGUGCUGCUCACCAACUUGCUGACCCUCUUCAAGAUAGCAACUUUUCUCGUGUACAAGCAGGACUUUUGGCGCAUGAUCCAGAGCUUCAGGCAAAUGCAUCAGCAAUCGAGUCGGAAUGUUGGAGACGGCUACGGCUACGUGGCCGAGGCAAACAAGGUGGCCUCCCUGCUGGGCCGCGCAUACUUCAUCUCCUGCGCCGCCACAGGACUUUAUUUCAUGGUGUCGCCUAUCCUGAAGAUUAUAGCCAACAGCUGGCUUGGCACAACAUACGUUAGGGAGCUGCCCAUGCCCUUGAGGCUCCCAUUCAACUAUGUGGAUAGUCCCGGAUACGAAAUCGGCUUCGUGUACAUUUUGCUCGUUACCAUCGUCGUUGUGACAUACGCCUCUGCCGUCGAUGGCCUGUUUAUUUCGUUCGCCAUCAAUCUGCGAGCUCACUUUCAGACCUUGCAGCGCGACAUUCGAGCUACGGACUUUGCUCUGCCCGAACAGCAGGUCCAAGAGGGCCUGAAGGACGUGGUCGACUAUCAUGUGCGACUGUUGUCCCUAUCCAAGCUGCUUCGUGUGAUGUAUACGCCAAUUGUGUUCGGGCAGUUCUUUAUAACUUCAAUGCAGGUCGGCGUCAUCAUUUACCAGCUCGUGACGAACAUGGACUCGGUCAUGGCCCUCCUGGUGUACGUAUCAUUUUUGGGCUCCAUCAUGCUGCAAUUAUUCAUAUAUUGCUAUGGCGGAGAAAUCAUAAAAGUCGAGAGUCAUCGGGUCGAUGUUGCCGUCCAGCUCUCCAACUGGUAUCAGGCCACCCCGAAGCUGCGGCGAUCCCUGGCAUUCAUCAUACUGCGGUCCCAGCGGGAUGUGCUCAUCAAGGCUGGGUUCUAUGAGGCUUCCCUGGGCAAUUUCGUUGCGAUUUGUCGGGCUGCCUUGUCGUUUAUAACUCUGAUCAAAUCCAUUGAGUAAAUGCCGAUCAAAUAAGCACCAAGUAGCUGCUGUUAUUAAAGAAGAAACUUGAUAAUA
Drosophila obscura is the source of this 1230-nucleotide messenger RNA. It is a transcript of the gene Or82a, whose product is annotated as odorant receptor 82a. Gene Ontology annotation, molecular function: odorant binding; olfactory receptor activity. The record is from RefSeq and is a predicted model, not a curated record. Lineage: Eukaryota; Metazoa; Arthropoda; Insecta; Diptera; Drosophilidae. Gene Ontology annotation, biological process: detection of chemical stimulus involved in sensory perception of smell; sensory perception of smell. The transcript has 6 exons. The coding region runs from base 1 to 1173 and encodes 390 amino acids. Gene Ontology annotation, cellular component: plasma membrane.